GCUUGUCAUCCGGCCGCCAUUAUCUCGUAUUUAAACGGUUUCAUAAAAUCAAUUAAAGUUCGCGCUGUCGUUGCAUAUAUUCAGUGCGGAGUUCAGUAUAGAUUUGAUAAAUCGACGAACGUGUGAUCAGCCGUCGAAGUAUAGUGUAUAUCGGUUCGGUGGGAACAGUGAGAAGUGGUCCAGUUAGGUUACUGUGUGUCCGGUGGUAUCACAGUGUAGGGUGGCUCCGGCUGGGCUGGGGCGUGUGGACGCGUGGGACGCGCAUGCAGAGGGAGCGGUGAGAGCGCCCGGCGCGGGCUCGGGGCCGGCCAAGGCUCGGGGACAGCUGCCGACAUGGGGUGCGCGCAGUCGGCCGAGGAGCGCGCGGCAGCGGCUCGCAGCCGACAGAUCGAGAGGAACCUGAAGGAGGAUGGCCUCCAGGCCUCUAAGGAUAUCAAGUUAUUGCUACUAGGUGCCGGAGAGUCGGGCAAAAGUACUAUAGUCAAACAAAUGAAAAUUAUCCACGAAAGUGGCUUCACGAAUGAAGACUUCAAACAGUACCGGCCGGUGGUGUACAGCAACACGAUUCAGUCUCUCGUCGCCAUCUUGCGUGCCAUGCCCAAUUUGGGCAUCACCUACGGCAAUAAGGACCGAGAGAGCGACGGCAAGAUGGUGUUUGACGUGAUCCAGCGGAUGGAGGACACGGAGCCGUUCAGUGAGGAGCUUCUUGCGGCGAUGAAGCGGCUUUGGGCCGAUGCAGGUGUACAAGAAUGCUUCGGUCGCUCCAACGAGUACCAGCUCAACGACUCCGCCAAAUAUUUCUUGGACGACCUCGACCGGUUAGGCGCGAGAGAUUACCAGCCCACCGAACAGGAUAUUCUAAGAACAAGGGUCAAAACUACCGGCAUAGUCGAAGUUCACUUCUCUUUCAAAAACCUUAAUUUCAAAUUGUUCGACGUGGGCGGCCAGAGGUCGGAGAGAAAGAAAUGGAUCCAUUGCUUCGAGGACGUGACGGCGAUCAUCUUUUGCGUCGCUAUGUCCGAGUACGACCAAGUGUUGCACGAAGACGAGACAACGAACCGCAUGCAAGAGAGCUUGAAGCUGUUCGACUCGAUUUGCAACAACAAGUGGUUCACCGACACCAGCAUCAUCCUCUUCCUCAACAAGAAGGACUUGUUCGAGGAGAAAAUCCGCAAGUCGCCGCUCACCAUCUGCUUCCCUGAAUACACUGGUGCGCAAGAAUACGGCGAAGCGGCAGCGUACAUCCAAGCUCAGUUCGAAGCCAAGAACAAAUCCACCACCAAGGAGAUCUACUGCCACAUGACGUGCGCCACCGACACCAACAACAUCCAGUUCGUGUUCGACGCCGUGACCGACGUGAUCAUCGCCAACAACCUGCGCGGCUGCGGCCUCUACUAGGCGUCUGUCUGCGCUGUCCCCCCUCGCCUCGCCUCGCCCGGACAGCAUAUCAGUGACGUCAUCGGGCGGCCUCGGCGCAGCGACGGCCACGGCCACUCGCAGCUACGCGUUCUAUAUUAUAUAUUUUUAUGGGAAGUAAGCUUACCGGAUGUACCGCCGAUGUGCAGUAUCGUGUGUCACAUGGCUUGGAGCAUUGUGUCUGUUUUACGUUCGCUCGGGCCGCCGUCGCGACUAGACCGCGGAGUAGUUUCCCCUGUAAAAUAAACCGAGUCGUCCUCAGUUGGCGGCGCGGCAUUCCGACUCGACGUGGCGCCGCCCUCCGUUAGCUCAAUCCUCUUUGAUGAACAAUUAGGUGUCUAGUGUUCAAUUCUAAAUUUUGGUGCUAGUAUAGCGUUUGGUUUGUGCAGUGAGCACUGAGCAUUUGCGGUCUAGUUGCGGCACAGGCGGAGCUCUGGAAACAAACGUGCUUAUAUACUCACUCUCUUACGGACCAAAAACCAGAAAGGAACCAAUAUUUAGUACUGAACUCGGUAGUGAGAUGCAUGAAUACUUUCACAGGCCUAUUUUAACUGAUACAAAACAUCAUUCCAUUAUUAAGUAUUUGCUUACGAUGA
Hyposmocoma kahamanoa is the source of this 2012-nucleotide messenger RNA. RefSeq names its product guanine nucleotide-binding protein G(o) subunit alpha (gene Galphao). Gene Ontology annotation, molecular function: G protein-coupled receptor binding; GTP binding; G-protein beta/gamma-subunit complex binding. Bases 334 to 1398 code for a protein of 354 amino acids. NCBI's taxonomy places the organism in Eukaryota, Metazoa, Arthropoda, Insecta, Lepidoptera, Cosmopterigidae. The record is from RefSeq and is a predicted model, not a curated record. The transcript is spliced from 8 exons. Gene Ontology annotation, biological process: adenylate cyclase-modulating G protein-coupled receptor signaling pathway. Gene Ontology annotation, cellular component: heterotrimeric G-protein complex.